Messenger RNA from Oenanthe melanoleuca, 5440 nucleotides. It is a transcript of the gene RFXAP, whose product is annotated as regulatory factor X associated protein. The record is from RefSeq and is a predicted model, not a curated record. The annotation marks the transcript as partial. Gene Ontology annotation, biological process: regulation of transcription by RNA polymerase II. Gene Ontology annotation, cellular component: nucleus. The transcript has 3 exons. NCBI's taxonomy places the organism in Eukaryota, Metazoa, Chordata, Aves, Passeriformes, Muscicapidae.
ACCGGGGGCGGGGCCGCCAUUACCGGGGCCCCUCCCGCCGUUACUGGGGCGCAUGCGCGGCGGAGGCGCGGCGCUCUCAGGGACCGGCCGGGCCGGGCCGGGCACGGCGCCGCCGCCCUGCAGGGCAGCCCCGCCGCCGCUCCCACCUCCUCCGUCUCUUCCUCCUCCUCGUCGCCGCCGCAGCAGCAGCAGCAGCAGCUGACGCUGUAUGUCAUGCAGCCGGUCGGCGAGGAGGAGGGAGCGGGGGGGGUGGUGCUGCAGCCGAGCGCCGACCCGCAGCUGCCGCCCUCCGCUAGCGGCGGCGUGAUGGUGUUCUACGAGCUGGGGACCACCGGCGAGAUCGAGGUGGUGGAGGAGGAGGCGGAGGCGGCGGGCGGCGAGAGCACGGCCAGCCCGGAGGAGCUGGAGGAGGAGGAGGCGGCGGCGCCGGGGGCCGCGGGCGGCGAGGCGGCGGCGGGCGGCGAGUGCAAGAGCUGCACGUACGAGGGCUGCAGCGAGACCACCACGCAGGUGGUGAAGCAGCGCAAGCCCUGGAUGUGCAAGCGGCACCGCAACAAGAUCUACAAGGACAAGUACAAGCGCAAGAAGAGCGACCAGGCCCUGGGGGGCGGCGGGGCGGCGGCCGCGGGGGGCGGCCCGCGGGCCGAGGAUAGUGUUGAAGGUUCAGCAUCUGUUUCAAAGCAGAGAACAGGAUCCAUUGGAGAUCGCCCAGCAAGACCUACUCUUUUAGAACAAGUAUUGAAUAAAAAGAGGCUGUCCCUACUCAGAAGCCCAGAAGUAGUGCAGUUUCUACAGAAACAACAGCAACUGUUAAGUCAACAAGCUUUGGAGCAAAGGCAGCAGCAGUUUCAAGGAGCACCUGGGUAAUGAGGAAAGAUCAAUGAUCUGCAAAUGAGUCUGGUGCUGAAGGAGGGACAGGAUCUGUAUUUUGUAUAAAUACAAAGAAUCUCAGUGUUUAAACAAAAAUGGAAGUUGCUGUUGUUAUGUUUUUGUUUCUUGUUUGCACUUUUGAGGUUUUGAGCUGCUUGGGUGCCUGCAAACUUCUGAGCAAAUCAUAGAAUGGCCUGGCUUCUGUUAUGUAAGCUUCCCAGUCUGACCAUUCAUGAGACUCUCUGACAUUCACUCUCCCAGUGCCACAGACUUUUUAACUUCUGGGACCAAAGCUCCUUCACUUCAGGUAGCUUCAGUGAUCUGGCAGGUGCCCCACUUGACUCCCUGCACAUCCAGCUUGCAGUCAGACCAGGCUCCCUUACUGGUUUGACCCCAGUCUCAGACACCUUGUUCUAUAAAGCAAUUUAUUAACAGUGUAAUAACACAGAAACUGCCUAGGCUGGUGCCUCAGAGGAGGGAUCUCAGACAAAGGAACUCCUGGGCUUUUAUACCAUCACAGUCUAAGGCAAGCCUUGCUCUUCUUCCUGAGUCUUCCAUUCCUGCCAUGGCCCUGCAUCCAUUCACCUGGCUAGCUACUCAUCUUCAUGCCUUUUGUUAUGCAAAGAGCUACCUGCACCAGAUGUAUUCCUAAACAGUUCGAAGAUGAUCAAGUUCCAACUCCCCUGCUGUGAAUAGGGACACCUUUCAUAAGACCAAGUUGCUCAGAGCUCCAUCCACCCUGGCCUUGAACGCUUUCCAGGGAGGGGGUAUAUGUACCCAGCUUUUCUAAGCAACCUGUUCCAGUGCCUGACUACCCUCACAGGAAAGAAUUUCUUCCUAAUAUCUAAUUUAAACCUGCUCUCUUUCAGUGUGAAUCUGUUCCCCUUAUCUUCUCCCUACACACCCUUGUAAAAAGUCCCUCUCCCUUCUUUCCUCUAGGCUCCCUUCAGGUAUUAUUUUCCCAUCUCAAGAGCAUCCUCACCCCUCCAGAUAUCCAAAAUCAGGCCAUGACUUGGGCUAGGUUCCAUCAAGAAGGGUGCUCAGAACAGGAGAAGCAGCACACUUAAUUGUUGGGCACCAACAUUGCCCCUGUGCCUCCCACUCUCCUUAUUCCUCACAAAAUUCAUGCUUCAUCAGUUAAUGUCAUUUUUGCUGCUUUACUUUUGCAACAUACAACUUACACCACAAAUUAUUUUCCCCCCAAGGUUAAAUUUCCUUGGAGCACACACCAGGUCUCCCCAUCCUUCUGCAUUACCCACCAAGUAUACCCAGGCAUUUGGCAAAGACAAUCCCAUAAAUGGGUUUACCUUCUCUUAUAGGGAGAUGAAUCCACUCUGAAUUUCCCAGCCACUUCCCAUGUAUAGUACGGGGACCUAAUCUUCCCCAGUGUGUGGGGGUUUUGUGUGGGCAGGACCAGGGAGGUUCACAAAUCCCAUAGUGUUAAUGAGCCAAGUGGCUUCUGUUAAACUUGCAUCCCAAUCCUUCCAUUCCCCAUUGUAUAACAUUCAAAACAGUCUUCAGCAGUCUGUUAUAUCACACAGUCUUUCCAGAGGCUUAUGAGUGAUCAGGGAUGUGAUGUCCACUCAGUGCUGUGUUUUCUUGCCCAAGAGUUUAUGAGGUUAUUUUGAAAGUGAGUCCCAUUGUCUGAUUCGAUUCUCUCUGGAGUACCAUGUUGCCACAAAAUGUGUCUCUCAAGACCUGAGAUGGUGUCUUGAGCAGUGGCAAUAAUUUAUAGGGUAUGCUGCCAGCCAGUUGUUGCCUCUACCAUGAUGAGUAUGUAGCUCUUGCCUUGGUGUGUUUAUGGCAAUGGUUCAGUUUGCCAGGCCUUACCAUACUGGAAACCCACCUGCUGCUCUCUGUUCCAGGGAAAGUUUAUUUCAGUGAUUUGGUUGAUUGCAGCAUAUGCUUCUUAUUCAUGAAUGAUCUGUGCAAUGGUCAGGUCCAUCCCUUGAUGAGCCCAUCUGUCUGUUGCAGCUGAUGUUUCAUGGCCCCAUCAGGUUAUAAAUAGCUCACCCUUCCACUCCCAGUCCGAGUGUACCUAAGUUAAUUCAGUUUUGGCAGCCUUAUCUACCUGUUCAGUGUUUUGAUGUUCUUCAGUUGAUGCCUAGAGGAGCUGGAACAGAGGCUAGACAGAGUUAAGAGGAAUAAAAUGGAUAUUUAUUGAAAGGCCUUCAUAGUCGUGGCCCUGCCCAGAUGGUUCCAAGAUGGAAGCAAAAGAGAGCUUUGUCACAAGAUCUCACAUUUUUAUAGGUUUUAGUCCAUUGGCAUGCAGGAGUCAACUGUCCAAUUAAUAGCCUCAAAUCAUGAAGUUUCAUCCUCCUUGCUUGCUUGCUUGCCCACCUUCCUCUUUUCACUUUGUUUAUGCUUAGGGCCUGAAGUUUGAAGAGAUUGUCCUUUAGUCCCCAGCUGGAAUAGGACUAUUUUGUCUUCACCACCCUGUGAAAAGAUCCUAGUAACCCUUAAUAUAAAACUAAAAGCUGCACACCAAACCAGAACAGAAAAACUUAAAACUUAAGGCACCACAGUGGCAUGUUUUUUGGGCAUGUGAACAUCUACCUGAUGUACCUUUGCAGUCAUGUUUUGGGCCUGUGCACUGAUGUCCUGCCCAAGUGCAGGUGUAGUCCAUCCCAGAUAGGUUUAUCCCUGCGAUGCCAAUUGGUCUUCUUCCAUUUUUGCAGCCACCUCCACAAGACAUGAGCCACCAUCCAGGAGUCAGAAUAGAGACAGGUCACUUUCCUUGGUCAACAGUCUCUGAGGCUAGCUAGUUUGGAUGGCUUUUGCCUCUGCAAACUGGCUUGACUUGCCUUCUCUCCUUCAGCAGCCUCAAUGAUUUGUCCAGCUCUGGUGGACAAAUUAAUAUUUAAUUUGUUAAUAAAAAUUUGUUUGUGGUAGCAGUGUUUAGCUGUGCACCCUUUUCCUACCAAAGUUAUAAUAAAUUGACAUUUUUCUAUAUAAACAUUUACAGUUAAAGUCAGUCUUUGAUGACAAUCAUUGAUGGAAGUCAGUUACUUUCCGUGGACACUGUGAAACAAAGUUCUGAAGUUGAGUCAGUCCAGUGGCAUUACCUAACAGCAAUUGCUCAGGGAUAUGAGAAAUUUAUGUCCUGUAGAAUCUUGCACUAAAGAAGUCAUCAAGACAAUCAUUGACAUCAAGAAGUCAAUCCAGCAGUUCAGAAAAGUACAAGUUCAUCUGUUCAUUAUCUGCAAGCUGAGUAGGUUUGAAAUGCUUCAUUGUGCAUAGCAUGUAAAAGAAUUUGCAUUUAAAAGUUCUUAAAGUGAUAAAUGGCAAAAAGCUUUAAAAAGUAUUAGGUGAAAAGUAUGAAACUGGAAGUUGGACAUUGUUACAUGGAGUUAAUUGAAAUUUCUAAUUUCUUAUAUGUGAAAUAUAACUUAAUUACCGAUUAGAAUACCACUAAUCUUUAAGUGUUUAAAUUAAAUUUUAAAGCUUUUACCUCAUAAUAGUAAGUAAUUCAAAAUCUAGUCUUUUUCUUCUCAAAAAGGUGUAGUUACAAUUCUUUUAUUAAGACAACAGAUCUUUAAUCAGCUGCAGUGCUAAACUUCACAGGUUUUCAGCCAAUUAAAAUGAACUUGCAAUUGACUGGGUUAAGAAUCCAAACAUUGUAUUAUGUAAGUGUUAAAUCCCAUGUUUUAUUUGUAAAAACAGUUUUGUAUUAAGCCACACUUCUGAACAAAGGUUUAUCCAAAUGGGUUAGGUGCUUAUUAUCAAGGACUACUUUUAUAUUGUAGCAGUAUGAGCCACUAAAUAAUAUCUCUUUCAGCAGUAUUUGUUAGUCUUAGGGAUUUUUACAAGCUCUGCUUUUUGUAUGUACAAAACUUGUUCUGUAGGGAUUUACUGUAUUUAGCAUUGUGCAAAUUGUUCUUUAAAAAGGAACUUGAAAAACUUUGUACAAACAGUUCUGGACCAAUAAGUGAGUAAAAUAUUUGGUUUUUCUUUUAGAAAAAGUCUGUUCUUUUUUGUUUUGUUAAAUUUGUAUGGGUUUUUCUUCCUGUGCUAAAAUAGCCAGUUUUGACUAGGUGGCAUUUUGCUUUUCAAAGUCUUGUUAUAGAAAGUUAUUUUAGAUUUAAGCAAAAUCAAGUUACUUUUUAGUAUAUAAGAAUAUAUGUGAAAACAUAAUUGGGAAAAUUUGUAGAAUAAUGUAUUUGAUUUUGUUUGAAAUGGUCAACUUAUAAAAGAUGAACAGCUCAUUUGUGAGGAGAAAUAUGAUUAAACUUUUAAAAGACCCAAACCAUCAGGGCAGAAAAUGGGCACAGGGCAUGUUUGUUAAGACAGUGCUGAACAAGUUGUUUAUGUCAAAACAAAGGGAAGUUGCUGAAGCUGUGCACAGGCAUGUUCAGUACCUAUUCUGUAUUUUGGUAGUCUGUGAUAGCAGCACCAUCAGGCUGGUGCAGACGCUGGGAGAUGUGCUGGUAGCAGCGUGCUCCUGUUUGGGCAGAAGAUUGGAUGGGAUUCCCAAGCCAGCACUGUCUGCAUAACUCUGAGGUCCUUUAUGUUGUCUACUCCCUUUUGGAAUUGCAGAAUAAAUCUGAAUUUUAGGAAGAUGAAAACAUGA